CCCGGAUGUAGAACCACCCAGAGCGAGGUCAACACCGAGCCCACGUGUGUUUGUGUCUGUUGAGUUCCAGAGUUAAAGGUUUUACAGGAUUACAGAGUUAAAGAUUGAGAACCGUCAUCAUGACCUCGUUGGCCCACCAGCUGAAGAGGCUCGCGCUGCCUCAGAGCGACCCCAACCUGCUGACGCGACGAGAGGUCGCCUCGCUCCUCUUCGACCCCAAAGAUGCUGCUUCCAUGGACAGAAGCACCUUCUACGCCCUCGGCUGCACGGGGCUAGAGGAGCUGCUGGGAAUCGAACCGGCCUUCCUGGAGUUCCAGGACACCCUGUUCAGCCGGGCCUCGCUGACCCUGGAGCGUAGCGUCCAGUCCAAAGAGGUCAACGAGAAGCUGGACGCCGGCAUCUCGCUCUUCCUCACCCGCCUCUGCCCGUACUUCCUCCUCAAGCCGGCUCACAAGUGCAUCGAGUGGCUGGUUCACCGCUUCCACAUCCAGCUCUAUAACACCGACAGCCUGCUGGCGUGCGCGCUGCCGUAUCACGACACCAACGUGUUCGUCAGAGUCCUGCAGCUCGUCAACAUCAGAGACGCCACCAACCGCUGGAACUGGCUGCACGUCCUGCAGAAACCAGGCGUGCCGUUGUCCAGAGGAACUCUGAUCACUCACUGCUACUCAGACCUGAGCUUCAUGGACUUCAUCUGCACCCUGGUCACCAACGCCAUCCAGGCGUAUUCGGGUCACUCAGGAAGUUGCUCCCAGCUCAGAGUGAUCUUCUCCUUCUACGCCUCCUCCAUCGUCCCGGCUCUGGACGCCGUGGAUAAAGUGUCGGACGCCAUCAUCUCCAAGCUGCUGCCGUACGUCCAGAAGGGCCUGAAGUCCUCGCUGACGGACUACAGAGCCGCCACCUACAUGAUCGUGUGCCAGCUGGCGGUGAAGGUGGUGAUGGAGGCGAGUCUGGUCGACACGCUCGCCGCCCACGUCAGCAAGUCUCUGCUCAAAGAGCCCGUGUUGGCCAAGGAGGGUCUGGGCUGCCUCACCGUGCUGCUGCAGAACCAGAAGGAGGGCGCCGCCGGGCCCAGAGCGUUCAGCCGUCUGAGCUCGAUGCCGGCGCUGGCGUCAACGCUGCAGGUCAUGGCGGCGGCUCACGAUGUCGGCCCUCUGCUGCGCUACCUGCUGCCUCACCUGAUCCACGCCGUGUUCACCUGCAGCUCAGGUGAGACGCAGACGGACGAGCUCGCCGUGUUGGACGCCAUCCUGAAGUCGGUUCCUCUGACCAGAGGCCUGGACCGGACCGUGGCUCGUCUCCUGCUGGACGAGUAUCUGAGUCAGACUGAAGUCUCUGCUGAGGACGUGUCGUCCCUCGACCGCCGUCUCCUUCCUCUGGUCCGCCUGUUUGAGUCCAGAUACUGUGCAGCUCUGGACAGCGUCCUCGCGGGUCACGUGACCGACGUCAGCAGCAGCGAGCAGAAACAUCUCUUCCACCGGUUCCUCUCUUUGUCCAUGAGCAGUGGAAAAUACCAGAUACUGGGCGACUCGGAGACGUCGCUGUUCCUCAGUCUGAAACACCCGCAGCCUUCAGUCAGAGUCUCGGCUGUGGAGCACCUGAUGGGCGUCAUCACCUCCGGACAGCAGAGUUUGGACGAAGCCUUCCUGAAAGACACCAUCAUGGACCGCUUGAAGGACGACGUGCCGGAGGUCGUGGCCGCCACUCUCAAAGUCCUGGAGGUGCUGGUUGACGUUUUGGACCCCGAGGACACCGUGUCGUGUUUACUGUCGCUGCUGCACAGAGUGGAUCUGUCGGUGGCUGAGCACUGGCUGCCGGUGCUGACGGAGGCGGUGCGUUUACUGUCCGACCCCCGGCUGGGAAAGGGCGAUGGCGAGCUGCUCCAGAGGGCGGGCUGGAAGCUGCUGCCCUUCCUGGUGCUCACCUCCUCCGCAGAGCUCCGCCUCGCCUCCUGCGUCGCGCGAUGCUCCGUCAUCAGCCAACACCCGCUCACCCUGAACUGGGCUCAAGAGCUGGACAAGGUGCUGAAGAGGAGCUCUGAACCCGACUUCCUGGGUUUGGCCAACGAGCGUCUCGUCUCCACGCUGAUCCAGAACCUGACGAACAUGGACCAGUUCUCCAGACGGGACGCUCUGGAGAAGCUGUCUCUGUCGGUGGAGCAGCAGCAGCGAGGUUCUGGUCUCAGAGCCAGGACCUCCUUCCUGGUUCUGACCCAGACUCUGCUGCUUGGUCUGGGCGAGCUGAGCGAGACCCAGCACCUGCUCACCGCCCAGAGGGUCUACACGCUGCUGGAGACGCCGCUGCUGGAGGUCAUCGGAGACGCCGCCGCCAACGCCAACGCCGCUGAGGAAGCAGAACGCCCCGCUGCCGCCGCCGCCCCCUCCUCCUUCUCUGAAGCCCUGACGCUCUACCUGAGCAGGUGUGGGCAGCAGCCAGACUUCAGCUUCGUCCUCAUCUCUCUGCUCAGAGACUUCAUCUCCUCCCUUAGGUGUCCCGACGCCUCCUUCAAAGGUGAGGUGUGGUGGAACCCGGAGAAGCUGGACACGAACACCUGCUGUUACCUGGGGCUCACCUGCCGCCUCUUCAGUGUCAUCAUCAGCGGCGCCGGUGAGGGGCCGACAGCCGGCAGCUUCAGAGACUUAAUGAAGCUGCUCAUCCAGGUUCACCUGGCCGAGCCACCGGUGCUCUUCCGCUUCCUGUGCGUGCUGUGGGGAUACAGCAGUAACCACGGAGACCAGCUGGACGUGAAGGUGGACGCCGUCCUGCAGACCCGGGCCCUGUACGUGGGCGCAGCUCUGCUGAGCGCUCAGCCGGCCGCCACGCUGGAGCAGCUGGUCGCCGCCGACUCACCUGUGGUCCCGUCCUUGUUCUGCUGUCUCACCUCUCCGGUCCGGGAGGUCCGGAGGGCGGCCCUCGCCGCUCUGCAGAGCCUAUCAGGAGCCGACGAUUCUCCGUUCCGGCCAAUCACAGAGAAGCUUCUGAAGACCUCAGAGGAGAUCAUCGCCGACCCGUCAUACCUGAGCCAGGCUCUGGGUGCGCUCCAUGAGGACUGUGUUGCUGGUAAAGUGAAGCCGCAGCAGAAGAAGCUGCAGACGUCGCUGCAGCAGCUGCUGCAGAGCGUUCAGACGGCGUGCUGUCCGUCGUACAGCGCCGGAAGCCUGCUGCGAGCGCUGAGCCACGUCAGCGGACAGUCCGUCCUGUCACACCUGCUUCCUGUCCUGGAGCGUCUCCUGGAGCAGAGCGGCCCCGACACCCCCGCCCUGCUGCGGGCCGAGGCCCAGCUGACGCACCUGGUCCUGGGGAAGUACGACGAGGCGUCGGCCCCCCUGCUGGCCGAGGACCACAACUGUCUGGAUCUGUUCAUCAGAGCUCUGAGGACCUCGACGCAGCCGCACCCCGACAUCCCCAGCUGUCAGAUCACCGCUCUGGAACAGAUCACCAAGCCGUUCUUCUCGGCCCUGGGAGACGAGGCGGUGCAGCAGAAGCUGCUGUCGGUGAUGUUCGACGUGCUGGUGGAAAGCAGGAGUCCUCUGGUGGCCAACACCAUCAGCAGCGUCUUUAAAGCGAUCGCAGUAGACGGUCAGCUGGUGGCCAAUGAGCUCGCUCCGCCAGAGAGAGCCACAGCGAGCGUGACGGUUCAGCAGACCCGCCGGAGCAGGAUGAGUCAGAGGAAGCCUCAGGACGGCGUUGAUGGCGUUCCAGAGGGCGGCGCCAUGUCGUGGCAGAGGGUCACUCUGAUCCUGGAGCUGCUGCAGCACAAGAAGAAACUGAAGAGAGCCCAGACGCUGGUACCGGUUCUGUUCUCGCUGCUCGCCAGGAGUCUGGAGUCGUGUCCAGGUGAUCAGACCAACAUGGAGUACACCAAACAACUGCUGCUCAGCUGUCUGCUCAACGUCUGCCACAGACUGUCUCCUGAAGGAGGCGCCGUGGAGUCCGACGUCCUGGAUGAGGAGAAGUUCAGCGUGGAGCUGGUGGUUCAGUGCAUCAGAGCGUCCGACGCGCCGCAGACUCACCACCACGCUCUGCUGCUGCUGGGCGCCGCCGCCGCCAUCUUCCCCGAGAAAGUCCUUCACAACAUCAUGCCCAUCUUCACCUUCAUGGGCGCCAACAUCCUGCGUCUGGACGACGCGUACAGCUUCAGAGUCAUCGACAGGACGGUUCAGAUGGUGAUACCGGCGCUGAUCCAGGCCCACCAGCUCCCUGACGGCAGCUCUUCGUCUCACGUGGUCGCGGUGGUGACGAGGAUCAUGCACGUGUUCGCAGACGCUCUCCCUCACGUGCCCGAUCACCGGCGGCUGCCCAUCCUCCGUCAGCUGAUGACCACGCUGGGCCCCGCCCGCUUCCUCUGGGUCCUAAUGCUCCUCCUGUUCAAGCUGCAUGCCACGCAGAACGCCAGCUCCACCAGCGAGAAGGACGCAGCUCUGGAGAAAGACGUGGACUUCUGGAUCGCUCUCUGCUGUCAGUUUGAGGUCAGCGAGCAGCUCACCUCGCUCAUCAACAUCCUCCACUUCCUGCUGCAGCUGCCUGACGACAAAGACGACGCUCCAGUGAAGCGCUCCGUCGGCCGGCCAGGAGCCAAGAAGAAGAAGGAGGAGGAAGAGGAGGAGAAGGUGGAGGAGCUGAUCUUCAGUCUGGAGGCUCACAGCAGCAAAGAGCUGAGACACUUCAAGUUCCUCUCCGUCUCCUUCAUGGCUCAGCUGCUCGGCUCGGCCAGCUUCAUCGGGAAGGUUGCAGACGGAGGGGAAGCUGUGGACGAGUCUCUGCAGCAGCUGCAGCAGAGGCUGCUGGAGGAGAUCCUGCGGUACAUCCACAGCGUCGCUCGCUGUGUGGAGGACAACGCCGACAAACCCACCGCCAAGUUCUGGAGGGUUCUGCUCAACAAAGCCUACGAUGUUCUGGAUAAGGUGAACUCCUUGUUGCCCACGGAUACGUUCAUCACGGUGAUGAGGGGGCUGAUGGGAAAUCAGCUGGCGUCAGUCAGGAGGAAAGCCAUGGAGCUGCUGAACAACAAACUGCAGCAGCGGACGCAGUGGGAGGAGCAACAGGUCACUGUGCUGUUACAGCUGACCGGCGACCUCCUGAGCAUUGUGGGUAAAAGUCAUUGUAAGGCGUUGGAGGCGGAGCAGGAGGCGGAGCAGGCCAUCAACCGGCAGACGGCGCUCUACAGCCUCAAGCUGCUCUGUCGCAGCUUCGGCUCCGACCACCAGGAGACCUUCGUCCCCGUCCUGCUGCAGGCGGUGGACAUCGUCACGGCAACGGAGGAAGAGAAGAACGUGACGGGCAGCGCUCUGCUCUGCGUCGCCGAGGUGGUCGGCACGUUGAAGGCCCUCGCCAUCCCGCAGUUACCAAGGUUGAUGCCGGCGGUGCUUCACACGCUGACGUACAGGGAGGAGCUGCUGACCAAUGAGAUCUACCUGCUGAGCGCCGUCACCGCCCUCCAACGCGUCACAGAGACGCUGCCUCACUUCAUCAGCCCGUACCUGCAGGACAUCACCUCACAGGUGUGCCGGCUGACUCGCCUCGUAGAGUCUUCCUCCUCCUCCUCGUCUUCCUCCUCCGCCGCCUCCCAGCUGUCCACGCGGCUCGCCUCCCUCAGGAGCACCCUCGCCACCAAGCUGCCCCCCAGGGUCCUACUGCCCACCGUCACCAGGUGCUACAGCAGCAUGGUGGCGGACAGGAAGCGUCAGCUGGCGCCGCUGAUGAGCGUCCUGAAGGAACACAUCAGUCACAUGGAGAAAGAGCAGCUCAAUGUCCACCAAUCAGAGCUCACCUCCUUCUUCCUCGCCGCGCUGGACUUCAGAUCUGAACACUGUCAGGGCGACCUGCAGAAGACGGCGGAGAUCGAAGGCUGCGUGAUCGACUGUCUGCUCGCCAUGGUGAUGAAGCUGUCAGAGGUCACGUUCAGGCCGCUCUUCUUCAAGCUGCUGGACUGGAGUAAAUCGGGCAGUAAAGAGCGUCUGCUGACUUUCUACCGACUGGCGGACUUCAUCGCUGAGAGGCUCAAAGGACUCUUCGUCCUGUUCGCAGGAAAUCUGGUGAAACCGUUCGCUGACCUGCUGCGACAGACGAACACCGCCCACACAGGUGACUUCCUGUUUGACUCGUGUGCUGAGGAGAAGACGUCUCUGCUGCUUCACUUCGUCCUCGACUGUCUCCACAAGAUCUUCCUGUUCGACACGCAGAGAUUCGUCAGCAGAGAGCGAGCCGACGCCCUCAUGAGCCCGCUGCUCGACCAGCUGGAGAACCGUGUGGGAGGAGACCAGGUGUACCAGCAGAGAGUGACCCAUCACCUGGUCCCGUGUGUGGCUCAGUUCUCUGUAGCGCUGGCUGACGACUCUCAGUGGAAAACCCUCAACUACCAGAUCCUCCUGAAGACCAGACACCAGGACCCCAAGGUGCGUUUCUCCUCCCUGGUGCUCCUGAUGGAGGUGGCGUCUAAGCUGAAGGAGAACUACGUGGUUCUGCUGCCAGAGACCAUCCCGUUCCUGGCUGAGCUCAUGGAGGAUGAGUGUGAGGAGGUGGAGCAGCAGGUCCAGAAGGUGGUUCAGGAGAUGGAGAACAUUCUGGGAGAACCGCUGCAGAGCUACUUCUAACAAACAUCAUAUAUAUACUGUACACAGUGUAUAUAUCUAUAUAUAAUAUAUAAUAUAUAUCUCUAUAUAUAUAGAUAUAUAUUGUAUAUAUAUCUAUAUAUAUAGAUAUAGAUAUAUAUAUACAGUAUAUAGUAGCUACACACACCAGGUGUGAGGUUAAAGUUAAUUAAACAUCAUGAAGUUUUUGUUUCUGAUCUGAUGACAUAUUUGUACUUUCUUUCUGUCAAAUGUGCAAAAAAGAUAUAAUAAAUAUUUCUUCUUUUGUCAAA
Messenger RNA from Sebastes umbrosus (honeycomb rockfish), 6862 nucleotides. It is a transcript of the gene heatr1, whose product is annotated as HEAT repeat containing 1. Gene Ontology annotation, biological process: positive regulation of transcription by RNA polymerase I; maturation of SSU-rRNA from tricistronic rRNA transcript (SSU-rRNA, 5.8S rRNA, LSU-rRNA). The record is from RefSeq and is a predicted model, not a curated record. Gene Ontology annotation, molecular function: snoRNA binding. Gene Ontology annotation, cellular component: 90S preribosome; t-UTP complex; small-subunit processome. The coding region runs from base 120 to 6593 and encodes 2157 amino acids. Lineage: Eukaryota; Metazoa; Chordata; Actinopteri; Perciformes; Sebastidae. The transcript is spliced from 45 exons.